Messenger RNA from Sclerotinia trifoliorum, 2666 nucleotides. The record is from the annotation of a GenBank genome assembly. Lineage: Eukaryota; Fungi; Ascomycota; Leotiomycetes; Helotiales; Sclerotiniaceae.
GAUUAAAACAAAAUAUUCACUUCCUGCCCUGACCGACCUAUGCACGCAAGGUAGGUCUCACUGUAUUAUUGGAUAUCGUGUUUCAUCUACUGGUAUCUAUCUAUCUGUCUCUCUAUCUCUCUAUCUUCAUCUCUAUCUCCAUCUUCAUCUCUAUCGACUUAAUCUCUUUAUCGCUCCAAUCUCUCCAUCUCUUUUUCAACCUCUUCAACCUUCCAAAGUACCUGUCUUUCAUUCUUUGCAGCCUAUCUUUAUACUCUGAAUGGUAGUGCUCGUUUCUCAACAAUUAUUUCAGCGUUCAAAUUCUGGAUAACAGUGCUCAUUAUAUCAGGGGCACGGUGAAGAUGACGAAACGUUUAUUGACUUUGACUGGUCUUCUCACAUCUCUCGCAGCAGGCACACAGCCUUCUGCCCCGCCUGCUAUACAGGCACCUAUGCGACCAUUGCAAUGGGGUCAACUUAAUUUUUUACAAACCACAGAUACUCAUGGAUGGCAUGCGGGUCACCUACAAGAGUAUGUUAAAUUGCAUACUGGCAGGAAUAAGGGCGGCUGACUAAGUUCUUAGGGCACAAUAUUCCGCGGAUUGGGGUGACUACAUAUCAUUCGCAGAGCAGAUGAAGAAGCAAGCAGAUGAUAAAGGAGUUGAUCUUUUACUUGUCGACACUGGUGAUCGAAUAGAGGGAAAUGGAUUAUACGAUGCAUCGGAUCCCAAAGGACUUUACACAUAUGACAUAUUCAGGGAACAAAAUAUUGACAUAAUCUGUACUGGGAAUCAUGAGUUAUACAAGGUAGACGCGGCAGCACGAGAAUACGAUCAAACAGUGCCAAACUUCAAAGGGAAUUACCUCGCUUCAAAUCUUGACUAUAUCGAUCCGAAGACGGGAAACCAAGUUCCGAUGGCGAGACGAUAUCGCAAGUUCACAACAAAGAAUCAGGGCAUCAAAGUGGUCGCAUUUGGAUUUCUCUUCAAUUUUAACGGAAAUGCAGACAAUACUGUUGUGCAAGAGGUUGAAAAGACUAUCAAGGAAGAAUGGUUUCAACAAGCAAUUCGAGAAGAUGCUGAUUUGUUUGUGGUUAUUGGGCAUGUAACGCUAGAUGGUCCAGAAUACAAGGCUAUUUACAAGGCAUUAAGGGAGCAAAAUUGGGAUACUCCAAUUCAAUUUUUUGGUGGCCAUAGCCAUAUUCGAAGCUUCGCCAAAUACGAUUCUAAGGCAUAUGGAAUACAGAGUGGUCGAUAUAUGGAGACGGUUGGCUGGAUGUCAAUCGAAGGUAUCAAAAAGAACGCAAAAGAAAAGAUCCCAGGAAAAGAAGUUAUUCCUGAUGCACAAGGAGUCGAUGCUAAGAAACAUGCAAGAAUGUCUUUCCAAAGAAGAUACAUUGACAACAACCUCUUUGGCUAUCAUUUUCAUACUGGGUUAAACGAUACAACAUUUCCCACGGAGCAUGGCAAGAACGUUUCUACCUCUAUCGCUAAAGCUCGAAAGGCCCUAAACCUCGACCAUAAUUUUGGAUGUGCCCCAAAAGAUCUCUGGAUGAGCAGAGCAAAAUAUCCCGGUAAAGAUAGUCUCUUCUCAUGGCUUGGCGACGAGGUAAUGCCAGACAUUGUGACCCAUCCCGAUCGCCAAAACGUUCCAACAAUAGCCAUAACCAAUACCGGCGCCAUGAGAUUUGACAUCUUCAAAGGUGCCUUUACAAGAGACACGACCUUCAUCAUCUCUCCAUUCGUCAGCAAGUUUCAAUUCAUUAAAGAUGUGCCACUCGCGGCUGCUGAAAAUGUUCUCACAUUACUUAACAGCGGCGGCAACAUUUUCUCGUCUUCGAAUCUAAAUCUCAACAAUCUCGCACCACCGGAGCAUCUGUCCUAUAAAACCGAUAUCCUAGUUCCCUUGAUACCCAUUUCCGAACUCUCACCAAUAUCUCACGCUCAAUCUCCUCUUCUUUCAUCCUCAUCAAUCCACAAACCCGACCUUAUCCCUGGCUAUACCACCAAGGACGAUGGCGGCUCUGAUGGGGACGACACGAUUCAUGCACCCAUCACUUUCCACCGUGUACCUAAUUGUAUCGAAUCCCGCAUUGAUUUUCCUUCCGCGGACUCGAAUCCUGCCACUGUAGAUUUAGUCUUUAUAGAUUUUAUAAAACCAUGGGUCCUUGUUGCAUUGCGCUAUUCCGGGGCGGAUUAUACGAACGAGGAUGUGACCGGUUAUAGAAAUGAGACGUUGACGGAUUUAAUGGCUGGAUGGAUCAAGGAGCAUUGGGGUCAGGAUUGUUGAAUGACAUGCUAUAAAGAUUCACUGGAGUUAGCUUGCAUUGGUACAGGAUUGAUUACUAUUAGGAUAAAUACAUAGUUCUCCGAUGGCGGCGUCCUUGCUAUAUAUAUACUCUCGUUAUUGUAAUACGAUUUCAUGAAACAUCUGCCUAUGAUUAUAUACAUCACACGUGGGAUCCUACAUUCCUUAAUCUGACAGCGCCAUCAGUAGGAGUAGACAACACGUGAUUGUUGUCGAGGUCAAUAUAAGCGGCUUCUCCAAUCCUUGAAACGAAGCCAACGGCUGAUUAUAGCUUGACAUGCUCAGGCUGAAAGGCAUAGAUUAUCCUCAGCAUGCAUUCCCCAUUAGUCCGAAGACAUGACUUGUCGGGUGAAGUUUUAGAAGGGCUGGCAGGAUUGGGG